AUGCUAUUAAAACCUCAAAGUAGAAUAGAUACAGAAUCAAAUGAUUCAGGGCAAGCUCUAAGCAUUAUGACAAUAGGAAGACGAGAAUCACGAGAAGAUGUUUUUGCAUCUAUUGAUAACUAUCAAAGUUUGACAAAUGGAAACACAACUGAGUCAAUGAUUACCUUAAUUGGACAUCUAAAGCCCAGAAAUGAGUCUAUGACUAUAAAUCCAACUGAAAAUACAAGUUGCUGCUUGUUUCCUAUAGGUAGGAGGAAGAAUGAUAAUAGCAACCAAAAUAUUUGUAAUAUAUUUUAG
Messenger RNA from Blepharisma stoltei, 297 nucleotides. Lineage: Eukaryota; Ciliophora; Heterotrichea; Heterotrichida; Blepharismidae. The record is from the annotation of a GenBank genome assembly.